AUGAUCAAAGAAAAACCAAAUCCUGUGAGUGAUUCAAACAGGGGAAUUAUAUUGGAAGCUCUGAGACAUUCUCAAACGCGAGCAAGAGAAGCAGAAAACGCAGCGAAGGAAGCGUACGCGGAGAAAGAGGAUUUGGUGAAGGUCGUUUUGAGACAGGCAUCGGAGUUGCUUGCUUGCAGACAAUGGAUUCGUCUUCUGCAACUUGAAAAUCUUUAUUACCAAAUCAAGAACAAGAAGAUGAAUGAUCCAAAGUUGUCUGUUUGUCCAUCCAAAGAUGGGAAAUUACAGAAGAAGAAGAUGAAGAAGGGGAAGAGACGAAGCAGACGAUAUGAAGAUGAUUUAGGGAAAUAUGCGGUUGUUUUUGCGAUGGGAUUAGGGCUCGUUGGUGCAGGUUUGCUACUUGGGUGGACAGUGGGAUGGAUGUUGAUCUAG
This is a messenger RNA of Lactuca virosa, 432 nucleotides long. Lineage: Eukaryota; Viridiplantae; Streptophyta; Magnoliopsida; Asterales; Asteraceae. The record is from the annotation of a GenBank genome assembly.